Stylophora pistillata is the source of this 3313-nucleotide messenger RNA. RefSeq names its product tumor necrosis factor receptor superfamily member 16. Gene Ontology annotation, biological process: signal transduction. Lineage: Eukaryota; Metazoa; Cnidaria; Anthozoa; Scleractinia; Pocilloporidae. The record is from RefSeq and is a predicted model, not a curated record. Gene Ontology annotation, molecular function: protein binding.
GAACUUGACAUUUAUUGAAGCAUUGUCUAAUAAGAAAGUGGCUUUUCUUCUGCACCGUCGUUAAAGAACUCAAAAUGCGUUUUAGAAGCCUUGGGUGUCUUUGGUUUUUAGUUUUAUUAUCACAGACAAUCGCCGUAGGAUGCGGCCCAGGAACUUUUGUUAAUUCAACCACUUUGGUUUGUGAAAAGUGUCCAAAUGGUACAUUUACGGAUCACGAAAAUGCUCAAAGCUGUUCGACGUGUAAAAGUUGUGUCGGGAGGAAUAAUGUGAUGGUUAAACCAUGCACCCCUACCUCAAACACCAAGUGUGAGUGCGCUCCUGGUCACUACUUCGACGCGUUUUUGAUUUGCCUCAAAUGCCAGCCAUGUAGACGAGGGUUUGGAUUUGUGAGCAACUGCACAGCAACAAGGAAAACAACUUGUGAACGUUGCGAAAAGGGAAAAACGUUUUCAAGUGGCAAGGGCUUUGCUUCUUGUAAACCAUGUAGUAAAUGUCAGAAAGGAGAGGUCGUUUUAGAGAAGUGCACUAGAAGGAAGGACACAAAAUGCAUACCGGAGAAAGAUAAAAAUAAUUCGAAACAGAAAGACUUGAGACCUGUACCCACCAAAUCAACCCUUCGAUUUGAUAGUGUGACAAAAUUAGCAAAGGACGAGCCGUCAACAUCUUCAUCAGGAUCCGAAUCAUUUUCAACUCUAUCCACGAAUGUACCAGUCGUAACGGGAGUAAAGGAAGAGAGUGAAUCCUCUGAAGAGGACGAAAUUGGCUUCCAGGCUGCCUUAUACUCUCUUAUUGCACUGCUCUUCAUCCUUGUCAUUGGUGCAAUGAUUUGUGUUUGGCAUAGGAGACGGAGCAGCAGAAAACGCCCAAAGAAGAGGGGCAAACCAGUAGAUUCAUGCGAGGAACCGAGUACAAGAACAAACUCGAGGGAAGUCGUUGGAGCAGUAGAAAAUCCCUACAGCUCUUUGCCCUUCAUUGGAGGACGACAUGGUGAUAAAAUGCUUCGAGACGUUUCUUACACCCUUAUUUCGGAACUAUCACAGUUUUUAAAUCCUGGAGACCGAUGGAAACAGCUGGGUGGACGACUCCAAUUCAACACUACCCAGAUCAAUAAUUUUGCUUUGGAUAAAAGAACAGCCACCGAUGCUAUGCUUGGGGAGUGGGGACAGAAAGACACUGCUACUGUUGUAGCGCUCAGAGAUACUUUCAGGGCCAUGAAAUGGUCGAAAGAAGCGAAUAUCACCGAAGCGUAUGUGUAGCUAAUGUUGUCGUAACUAAAUUGCAAUAUGUCCGUAAAUUAAAAGCAGUGAGAUCCUGCAGGCACUGCAGUUGUCUGUGAGCCGAAGUGCGAAACUUUCUUGGAGAAAUUUUAAUUAAGUUUGAGAAUCCUGUUGUAGUAAAGUCGUGUAUCAAAUUCAUAGUCGAAAUCCUACAACUCAAUAACGAAGACGUAGAAUUAUAGAAUCAGAUUAUAGAAUUGACAAAUAUGGUGUGUUUUAAAACUAUUUAAUUCAUAAAAUGAAAUCAAACCUUGUUUAUUACUUUUACAAUCAUUUUGAAUUAUUUGACGAGAUUCUCCUAAAAUUAUGAAACGGAAUGUUUACGAUGGCUUAUUUUGUCGGUUUGUCAAUGUAAAGUGUUCAAAAUUCCUUAAUUUAUUAUUAUUGUGGAAUACAAGUACGGACAAUCCUCAGAGGAGAUAAUAAAACGGGUGUGUCGUUCGUAAGUGAAAAAGAGAAAAACCGAAAAACUGGGUUUUAAAACCAGUGAACCACGACAAAAACAGUGACCUUUUAAUCGUCAAGAGGUGCUUAUCAACCAAACACGCUUUCGGCGAUAUAUAGAGAAAUGAAAUUGGUAUUUUAUGCCAUUUAGUAGUCACGUAGUUGACGGAAUUAAUAAGCAAUGUUAAAUUAAGAUAACGUAUGAGACACUUUCGCUUUAAUUUUGCUAUAGGUACACUUUUCAGAAUUUUGAGUGCGUUUGUUCUGAAAUUAGUGACAGUCAAUCAAACUGCGAUUUGUGAUUUACACAAAAGAGACACGCUAUGUUUUGCUUUCAGGUUUUCAGAUUGAUAAUAAUUCUGAAAGAGAGUUGAUGUUAUUUUUAAUUUUUCGUAUUUUUGGCGCCUUCUAUCAAUGAUCCGCUCGUUGUUUAAAAAAUUUGUUCGUAAAUUUGCACAAUAAUUUAUGCAUCGUGCAAAACGUGGAAACCGUUUGUGGUUACUCAUAGAAUGUAUAUUUUUGUAUACAGCUGUUAACGAAAUCGUUUGUAUGAAAAUAAUUUUUUUUUACGCAAAAAUUAAGAUGAGUAUUUUCUUACCUUGCUAAGAGAUAAGUUAAACAUUGUUUGAAAAUAAUUUUGUAUUCUCGAGUUAAAAUUUAAAGUAACUGAGCGCAUAAAUUUAUAAUCGCUCGAGUUUUUUGGCAAUAUUUUGACAAUUGCAUCUUGGCAUUGUUUCGUAUUCAAUGAAAUGGUAUUUAAUUUAUGGACAGUUUAAUACAAUAAUUAAAAAAGGUCAUCUUGCUAAUGCUUGACAGGCUUAAAGUACGUGAAUAUAAUUACGAACUUAGAUUCUUUUGGGAAAGAAACAGACAUUUUGAUGUUUGGUAAAGGCAAGCUAAGUCGGGGAACUGUUUUCUCUCAACCUCAGACAAACCUCUCACUUACUUUAGGGCCUGAAACAAUUGAAAAUUAUGUUACUGAUUAAUUGACAGAAUGUAAUGUUGCUACUGCUUUUGAGAAAGGAUGUUCAAGAAAGACAUAAUUACCGUUUGGUAAAUCCCGCUAAUGGGAUGAAGAGUUUGAAUAAUAUUAUCGUUAUCAAUGGUCGAAGACUUGAAAAAGGGAUAUUCCUGGAUGAAGUUUAAACAAUUUAUUACGUCAGAGACACAGUAAAGAUGCGGAUAUUGUGGUCUAGCUUGUCGUGCCAGUAAACUGGUGGCCUAAAUAUACACAUGAUAAAUUAGUACAGAAUACAUACGGGGCAAUUUAGCGAAAAAAAAAAAAAAAAAAAAAACUGCACUUUUGUUUUAACCAAUGGUCAAGCUGAGAAGAGCGAGAAAAUUGUGAUUUUGAAAUUUUUGUUGCUUGCCGAAGUAACGAAAUGAGUAAUUUGGUGGGUUCUCUCUCUUCAUGUUCCACGCUCGAUACAUUUAAAACAUUUGCAUAAUAGUAAAGACGAGGGGGUUGUAUUUAAGAGCGUAGAGAGAUCCUAUUUAAUGUAUAAUUUAUUGUGUCACGUUUAUUUUAAGCUUCUUGUAAGAAAUGUAUGAUUAUUUUUUUGUGACCCGUUUGUAAUAAAUUGAGAAAUGAA